Molecule: messenger RNA, 5139 nt
Organism: Didymodactylos carnosus
Lineage: Eukaryota; Metazoa; Rotifera; Eurotatoria; Philodinida; Philodinidae
Source: the annotation of a GenBank genome assembly
AUGCCAGCUCCACUAAUCAAUCAAUUGACGGCUAUUGAAGAUAAUUAUGAUGCAAUACGAAAAAUGUCAUCAUUUGAUAGUGCUACUUUUAAACAAUUAAAUGAUUUUAUUAAUGCAUGUUUAAAUCUGACGUCUGAUGCCGUCUUUUUAUAUCUUUUAAAACGUACAGCAUUUCAACUAAUUGAAUAUGUUGGUGGAUAUUUAUUAAAAGAAUGGCAUAAAGAAAGAAUCAAUUUCAAUGAUGAAAAAUUGAAAUUUUUAAAUAAUGUUGGUUUAUUAAACAUCAAAAUAGCUUUAUCAUUACAACUAAACGCAGACGUUGAUCUUGUUAAAACAUUAGUAUUUUUCAAUGAUAAUAACGAUGUGUUUAAUAUACUCAUCAGUAUACUAAUUAAUAUCCAUGACCUGGAUGGAAAAUUGUUAGAAAAUAUUCAUUCUAUAUUUGAUGCUAUAUCACACUUUGAGCAUAAUUGUUUCAGUCGUGAAACAGAAAAUAAAUUCUUAUUAUUAAAUAAUGAAAUUGAAAAAAUAUUAUUAUCAGAUGAAUAUGAACAGUAUCUACGCGAAUUAGCAACAAUAGAUUUGCAAAAUGUUACACCAAAGCAUGUGUUCUACAUUGGUACAUGUACAUUUUCAAUGGGUAUUCAUUUAUCAUGUAAAACAAUCGAUAAAACAAAUAAUAAAGAAUCAUUAAUCGAACAUUAUUUACCAAUUUAUCGUGAUAUAUUAAUCAAUUAUUCAAAAAAUCAAAAUAGUAAUUCUCUCUAUUGUGUAAUCGGUAUUAUUACUUAUUUGAUCAAUUAUGCAUUAGUUAACAUGGACCAACAUAAAAGAGAUGAAGAAUUACUUGUAUCAUUAUUGACAAUAGUGUUAGAUGAACAAUAUUAUUCGAGUAUCAGUUCAACAUGGAUAAAUAAUCAAACAAUUUUAAUUGAUCGAAUUCUCUCCUAUAUACUGAUAAUCGCCAGCACAGAAGACAAACUGCAACUGUUUAUACAUAUAGCCAAAUAUUACGGUGAACUGAAUGAUGUGCUAUAUCGUCCCACAGCGGCUGCGGCUUAUCAUAUCCUCUGGGCAUUAUCUUUCCACGAUCACAUUAAAACUCAAUUGAAAAAAAAUACCGAAUUUAAACUCACACUUUAUCAACUAUACGACAUAAAUAACACUAAUGAACAACUUACCUACAUUAUAACACAACUACUCCAGAAUUUAGACGAAACAAUUGAAACGAUAGCCAAUAGUGAAACAACUACUCCGGAUUACAUUCAAAUUAAUAGUCGAAAAAGUUCAUCGAAUGAAGACUCACAGGAUACAACAACAAACGACUUCAGAUAUCGAACAACUGAUGAUAUCACUCAAAAACAGGAUGAGGAGGCUGAUGACGUAGACGAGAACUAUGACUAUCAAACUAUUACUAGAUUUAAAUCUGGUUCUCCAACAUCACAGGUGGAUAACCAUAAAACGAUUACGCGCCAGAACGCUGAAGUUGAUCGUCUAAAAAGUUCAUCGAAUGAAGACGCACAGGAUACAAGAACAAACGACUUCAGAUAUCAUACAACUGAUGAUAUCACUCAAAACCAGGAUGAGGAGGCUGACGAUGUAAAUGAGAACUAUGACUAUCAGACUAUUACUAGAUUUAAAUCUGGAUCUCCAAGAUCAUACGUGGAAAAUGAUACAAAAAUUAUAUACCGCAACGCUGAUGUCGAUCGUCGAGAAGGUUCAUUGGAUGAAGAAGUACAGGAUACAAUAACAAGAGACUUCCGAUAUCGAACAACUGCUGACGUCGCUAAACGGGAGAACGUACUAAUGGAUAGAGGAUCCGAGGAUGACGUAUAUCGGAAUAUUACUGACUUCAAAUAUGGAUUUUCAUCAAUACAAACUGGCAACGAUAAAACGAUUACGCGCCAGAACGCUGACGCCGAUCGCCCAAAAAGUUCAUUGGAUGAAGACACACAGUAUACAAGAAGAAACGACUUCAGAUAUCAUACAACUGAUGAUAUCACUCAAAAACAGGAUGAGCAGACUGAUGCUGUAGACGAGUACUAUGAAUAUGAAACUAUUACUGUGUUUAAACCUGAAUCUCCAGUAUCACACGUGGACAACGAUAACACGAUUACGCGCCAGAACGCUGAAGUUGAUCGUCGAAAAAGUUCGGAUGAAGAAGCACAGGAUACAAGAACAAGAGACUACAGAUAUCGAACAAUUGAUAUGUGGGUUACCCAAAAAGAGAAUAAGGAGGCUGAUGAUGUGGACGAGUACUAUGAAUAUCAAACUAUUACUAUAUUUAAACCUGGAUCUCCAACAUCACAGGUGGAUAACGAUAAAAAGAUUACGCGCCACAACGGUGAAGUUGAUCGUCGAAAAAGUUCAUUGGAUGACGAAGUACAGGAUACAAGAACAAACGACUUCAGAUAUCGAACAACUGAGGAUAUCACUCAAACAAAGGAUGAGGAGACUGAUGAUGUAAACGAGAACUAUGACUAUCAAACUACUACUAGAUUUGAAUCUGGAUCUCCAAGAUCAUACGUGGAAAAUGAUACAAAAAUUAUAUACCGCAACGCUGAUGUCGAUCGUCGAGAAGGUUCAUCGGUUGAAGAAGCACAGGAUACAAGAACAAACCACUUCAGAUAUCGAACAACUAACGAUAUCACAAAAACUACGUACCGGAACGCUGACGUCGAUCGUCGAAAAAGUUCAUUGGAUGACGAAGUACAGGAUACAAGAACAAACGACUUCAGAUAUCGAACAACUGAGGAUAUCACUCAAACAAAGGAUGAGGAGACUGAUGAUGUAAACGAGAACUAUGACUAUCAAACUAUUUCUCGAUUUGAAUCUGGAUCUCCAAGAUCAUACGUGGAAAAUGAUACAAAAAUUACGUACCGGAACGCUGACGUCGAUCGUCGAGAAGCUUCGUUGGAUGAAGAAGUACAGGAUACAAGAACAAACCACUUCAGCUAUCGAACAACUGAGGAUAUCACUCAAACAAAGGAUGAGGAGACUGAUGAUAGAGACGAGAACUAUGCAUAUCAAACUAUUACUCGAUUUGAAUCUGGAUCUCCAACAUCAUACGUGGAAAAUGAUACAAAAAUUAGGUACCAGAACACUGACAUCGAUCGUCGAGAAGGUUCAUCGGUUGAAGAAGCACAGGAUACAAGAACAAACGACUUCAGAUAUCGAACAACUGGCGAUCUGACUCAAAAAGAGGAUGAGGAGACUGAUGAUAUAGACGAGAACUAUGACUAUCAAACUACUACUAGAUUUAAAUCUGGUGCUCCAACAUCACUGACGGAUAACCAGAAAAGGAUUACGCGCUUGAACGCUGACGUCGAUCGUCGAAAAAGUUCGUUGAAUGAAGAAGCAAAGGAUACAAUAACACGAGACUUCAGAUAUCGAACAAAUGACGAUGUCACUCAAAAAGAGGAUGAGGAGGCUGAAGAGAAAAGUUCAUUGGAUGACGAAGUACAGGAUACAAGAACAAACGACUUCAGAUAUCGAACAACUGAGGAUAUCACUCAAACAAAGGAUGAGGAGACUGAUGAUGUAAACGAGAACUAUGACUAUCAAACUAUUUCUCGAUUUGAAUCUGGAUCUCCAAGAUCAUACGUGGAAAAUGAUACAAAAAUUACGUACCGGAACGCUGACGUCGAUCGUCGAGAAGCUUCGUUGGAUGAAGAAGUACAGGAUACAAGAACAAACCACUUCAGCUAUCGAACAACUGAGGAUAUCACUCAAACAAAGGAUGAGGAGGCUGAUGAUGUAGACGAGAACUAUGACUAUCAAACUACUACUAGAUUUAAAUCUGGUUCUCCAACAUCACAGGUGGAUAACCAGAAAAGGAUUACGCGCUUGAACGCUGAUGUCGAUCGUCGAGAAGGUUCAUCGGUUGAAGACGCACAGGAUACAAGAACAAACCACUUCAGCUAUCGAACAACUGUGGAUAUCACUCAAAAACAGGAUGAGAAGGCUGAUGAUGUAGACGAGAACUAUGGAUAUCAAACUAUUACUAGAUUUAAAUCUGGUUCUCCAACAUCACAGGUGGAUAACCAGAAAACGAUUAUGCGCCAGACCACUGACGUCGAUCGUCGAAAAAGUUUAUUGGAUGAAGAAGCACAGGAUACAAGAACAAACGACUUCAGAUAUCGAACAAAUGGCGAUCUGACUCAAAAAGAGGAUGAGAAGGUUGAUGAUGUAGACGAGAACUAUGGCUAUGCAACUAUUAUCAGACUUAAACGUGGAGCUGCAACAUCACGGGUUGAUAACCAUAAAACGAUUACGGACCGAAACGCUGACGUCGAUCGUCGAAAAAGUUCAUCGGUUGAAGACGCACAGGAUACAAGAAGAAACGACUUCAGAUAUCGAACAAAUGACGAUGUCACUCAAAAAGAGCAUGGGGCGGCUGAUGAUGUAGAGGAGAACUAUGAAUAUCCAACUUUUACUACAUUUAAAUCUGGAUCUCCAACAUCACACGUGGGCAUUACUACAAAAAUUACGUACUGGAACGCUGAAGUUGAUCGUCGGAAAAGUUCAUCGGAUGAAGAAGCACAGGACACAAGAACAAGUGAUUUCCGACGGUCAACAACUAACGAUGACGCUAAAAGGGGGGAUUUACUAAUGGAUAGGAGAUCCGAGGGUAAGAUUUACCAGAAUGUCAGCAGACUGCAAGCUGGAUUACGAAGUGAAACAACGUUUAAAAAAAUGGACGCAAUUAAAUCGAAAGUUAUAGAAAGUGAGACGAAUGAAAAAUAUCAGGAAAUUCCACUUACAAUGUGGACGAACAAACAAGUUGUCGAAUGGUGUAAAGAUAAUGGUCUGACUGCAUUUGGAAGAUUACUGGUAAAUUAUGAUGGAAAAAGUAUAAUAAAAUUGUACGAAUUGAGUAAACAAAAUUCUUCGAAAACAAUCGAUUUACUAAAAAGUGAUUAUCAAAGAAUUGCCAACAAUGAGAUUGAUUCGAAUCAAUUAUCAGUUCUUGAUAUUAUACAUUUUCAACUAGAAGUGGAAAAAUAUUAUCCGAAACGAGUAAGCAUGAAAAUUACUAACAACAACAACAAAGUGCAUAUCGAUGAGAUUAGUACAGCAAAAAAGCAGCAUAAAAACAGCCCGAGAAGUCCAAAAGCAAAAGUAUGCACGAUUCUCUAA